GGAAAGUGUUCAGAAACUUCACUGAAAGUAUUUUGUGACGGACCAAUAGCGCUGCAGAGAGCGUCUUAAACGUCCUCGCACAGAGAAGAGUGUGUUCAGUGAUGUUUCCUGUUCAGAUGAACACCAAGGAGCUCCUUCUCCUCCUCUCUCUCCUCCUCACCGGCUCUCUGAUCCAAUCUGUGGAGGGUCGAGUGGUGGUGAAAGAAGACAGUGAUGCUGUGUUACCGUGUUCCCUCAGCACCAAGGAGAACAUCGAGACGAAGCUGUUUGACUGGAAGAAAGACGAUCACAAGGAGGUGUUCAUGUACGACGGAGGAGAUUAUUACGGUCACGGCCUUUCAGGUCAAGACAAACAGUUUGAAGGUCGAGUCUCACAUUUUAACGACGAGCUGAAGAACGGUAACGCCUCCAUAAAGAUCAGGAAGACCAAGGUGGCCGACAGUGGAAACUACACCUGUUUUUUUCCUCGUCUGCAGCCGAGUCAAAUGUUCCACAUUGAGCUGGUUGUUGGAGCCGCUUCAGAGCCGUACGUCACCAUACUCGAGGACACAAAGGACUGGUCUCUGCUGCAGUGUUUAGUCAGAGGAGCUUCUCCUCGACCUAAAGUGGAGUGGAGGGACAGUUCUGGAAACAUCCUUCAUGCUAAAGAACCACAGGUCACAGAAAGAGGAGGCAGCUACGACAUCAUCCUCCAAACCACUGUGACCAAGACCGACCACUACAGCUGUGUGGUCACACAGGACCAGAUCAAACACCACACUGAGGCAGAGAUUCAUGUGUUUAUACAUGGCGCUGCUUCCAAGCCGUCUGUCACCAUCCUCGAUGAAUCAAAGGACUGGUCUCUGCUGCAGUGUGAAGUUUAUGGAGCUUCUCCUCGACCUAAAGUGGAGUGGAGGGACAGUUCUGGAAACAUCCUUCAUGCUAAAGAACCACAGGUCACAGAAAGAGGAGGCAGCUACGACAUCAUCCUCCAAACCACUGUGACCAAGACCGACCACUACAGCUGUGUGGUCACACAGGACCAGAUCAACCACCACACUGAGGCAGAGACCUACGUUCACAUCAACGGAGCAGCUUCAGAGCCGUACGUCACCAUCCUCGACCAAUCAAAGGACUGGUCUCUGCUGCAGUGUUUAGUCAGAGGAGCUUCUCCUCGACCUAAAGUGGAGUGGAGGGACAGUUCUGGAAACAUCCUUCAUGCUAAAGAACCACAGGUCACAGAAAGAGGAGGCAGCUACGACAUCAUCCUCCAAACCACUGUGACCAAGACCGACCACUACAGCUGUGUGGUCACACAGGACCAGAUCAAACACCACACUGAGGCAGAGAUCUACGUUCACAUCAACGGAGCAGCUUCAGAGCCGUACGUCACCAUCCUCGAGGAAACGAAGGACCAGGCGUUGCUGCAGUGUUUAGUCAGAGGAGCUUCUCCUCGACCUAAAGUGGAGUGGAGGGACAGUUCUGGAAACAUCCUUCAUGCUAAAGAACCACAGGUCACAGAAAGAGGAGGCAGCUACGACAUCAUCCUCCAAACCACUGUGACCAAGACCGACCUCUACAGCUGUGUGGUCACACAGGACCAGAUCAACCACCACACUGAGGCAGAGACCUACGUUCACAUCAACGGUGAGAUCUUUUCAUAGUUUAAACUCUAAAGCUGAUCUGAUGAGACAGGAGGAAGUUUCUUCAGAAUGUUUCAGAGUUUUAAUCCCACGUUUCCUGAGACUCCUCGCUCUAAAUAUCCUGAAUCUACAUUUAAGGCUUCAAACAGAAACUGAAGGUUGUGUUUAAAGGUCACAUAUUCUCCUCCUAAUAAAGAUGAACUACAGAGUAACGUUAGUUUGUCCUGAUGAUGAUGAACGGCAGGAGACCACCAGUCUGAAAAGAUGUUUCAUUAUUUAUUCAGAAUUCAGCAUUUUAUAUUUAUGUGAGGGCUGUCCAACCAGCAACAUUUAGAAUCUCCAUUAAUCGCUAAAUUUCAAAAGUUAGUCGUGAUUAAAGACAUUUUUAAUCCCGUGUGUAACCCUAACUCUAACCCUAUGCAAUAACAUGUUCAACCUGUAAUAUCAUGUAUGUGGGAGAAACAAACAAGCAGCUGAAAUACAGAUUGAGACGACAAAUCUACCAAAGAAACAAAGGCAAAGAAAAUGGGUCCGUUUACAUGCACUUCAGAAGACGUGGAGCAGACGAUCUGAAAACAGAAGGCAUCAAAAGCAACACAAACUGGUCCAGAAGUCAACGCCUCAGAAUGGAAACCACGUUCAUCAAAUGAUUGAAAAGAAAGAAACCAAACGGGCCAAAUGAAAAACUUUGAUUCAGGCCGCCAUCUCCUGCUCAGAAGACGGAAGGACAGUUGUUUGGUUUCUCUGCUUUUAACUGCAGCCAACAAGGAAAACGGGGAAAUACCGCCACCUGCUGGUGCACCAACAACAACACGGUCUCCCCCUACCUGCUUUUAUCCACGGUGCAAUGCUGCCACCUGGUGUCGAAAAGGUGGAAGGACAGUGAGAGGGUUUCUCCGGAUUGUUUCACAUCUAUGGAGUUUUAGAUGAAACAAAAAGUAGUUUAAAAUGUUUUUAUCUUGUUUUAAUGAAUGGAUGACUUUG
Molecule: messenger RNA, 2606 nt
Organism: Labrus mixtus (cuckoo wrasse)
Lineage: Eukaryota; Metazoa; Chordata; Actinopteri; Labriformes; Labridae
Product: CD276 antigen-like
Exons: 6
Coding region: 102-1643 (513 amino acids)
Biological process (GO): T cell receptor signaling pathway; regulation of cytokine production
Cellular component (GO): external side of plasma membrane
Molecular function (GO): signaling receptor binding
Source: RefSeq, a predicted model, not a curated record